Molecule: messenger RNA, 1374 nt
Organism: Hyaloscypha bicolor E
Lineage: Eukaryota; Fungi; Ascomycota; Leotiomycetes; Helotiales; Hyaloscyphaceae
Product: CoA-dependent acyltransferase
Exons: 5
Coding region: 1-1374 (457 amino acids)
Cellular component (GO): cytoplasm; mitochondrion
Molecular function (GO): acetyltransferase activity; lipoic acid binding
Source: RefSeq, a predicted model, not a curated record
AUGCGGUUGCAGUACAAGAAGGCUGUCACGGGCUCGAGAUACCAAAAUUCCCAAUUUUUUCAUUGUUCAGCUAGAAGGAAUGUGAUAAAGCCGCUUUUACUCGCGGACAUUGGUGAAGGGAUCACUGAAUGUCAGAUUGUUGAGUGGUUUGUUCGACCUGGAGACCGGGUUGAGGAAUUUGACAAGUUAUGUGAAGUGCAAUCGGACAAAGCAUCAGUGGAGAUUACCUCGCGAUAUGAUGGCAUCAUAAAAGAACUCCACUAUGGUAAAGACGACAUGGCUGCAGUUGGAAAGCCACUUCUUGAAAUUGAUGUUGAAGAAGAUGAAGUUGUCGUGGCAGGGGAGGGCAGCGUGGAAGGGAAAGCACAAGAGUCGUCGAAGAUCGACGUUUCCGAAACAACUGAACUACAAGCUUCACCUGUUCUCGAAGAUUCUAUAGAGGAACUACCAGACAUUUUAUCAACUCCCUCGAACUCUCAGUCACUUCAAAAGAGAAACAACACAGCCACACCAGCAGUGAGGCACCUGCUCAAUAAACUAAACCUCGAUAUUGCCGACAUCAAGGGAUCUGGCAAAGGGGGUCGAGUGAGCAAAGAAGACAUUGAUCGCCAUGUCCUAUCUACCGCAUCUACAUCCACACCAUUCAAGAACGAACCAACCCCAGUUGCAGUUGUAGUUGCUAAAGCAGAGGACCGAAUGUCGCGCUUCACUUCCAUACAAACCCAGAUGUUCAAAACCAUGACGCGGUCUGCAACUAUCCCACAUUUCCUCUACACGCAUACGGUGGAUCUCACAGCACUCAGUCUCGCGAAGACACGAUAUAACUCCAGCCAUACGAAUUUCGAAAUGACUGAUACGUUACCAUCAAAACUCACUGCGCUUCCAUUCAUCAUGAAAGCGCUCUCUCAAGCAUUCGCCAAAUUCCCCGCACUAAACGCUUACCUUGAUAGUGAAAGCCCACAGCUUAUCAUCAAAGGAGCCCAUAAUUUCGGUAUAGCUGUCGACACUCCACAGGGAUUGCUAGUCCCUGUAGUCAAAGACAUUGAGCAAGCUAGCCAAAGCGGGAAACUUGCACCAGAUGAUUUCAAUGGCGCGACAUUUAUCGUGAGCAAUAUUGGGAGUAUCGGCGGCGGCGUCGUGGCUCCUGUGAUUGUGGCGCCGAUGGUGGGGAUUCUAGGAGUUGGGAAAAUGAGCGGUGUGCCAGUGUUUAAGAAGGAUGAGCAGGGUGUAAAGCAAUUGGUCGAGAGGGAUGAAUUGAUUUUGAGCUGGAGCGCGGAUCAUAGAGUUCUAGAUGGCGCUACGGUGGCGAGAUGUGCGGAAGAAGUACGGACGCUGUUGGAAGAUAUUGAUGUAUUUAGCAUAGUACUACGCUAA